Messenger RNA from Leptosia nina, 1722 nucleotides. The record is from the annotation of a GenBank genome assembly. NCBI's taxonomy places the organism in Eukaryota, Metazoa, Arthropoda, Insecta, Lepidoptera, Pieridae.
AUGGUUUGCAAGAUAGCACCGAAGCAUGAGAGUCCUAAUCAUAGGUUGAAUGGUGAAGGAAAUGAGCAGACAUCCUCAGAAAUCGUUGAUUUUGAAACUGCCUUAGAUAAAGCUGGUUAUGGCCGCUUCAGCCGUAGCGUGCUCGGGGCUUGCGCUUGCGCAUUUUUCACAACGGGAGUGCAGAACUGCGUCAUGUCCUACGUUUUGCCGGCCGCGCGCUGCGAACUGCAACUGACUACCUAUCAGGCUGGACUCAUCAACAUGGCUUUUAUGAGUGGUGGAGUAGCUAGUGCAUUCUUCUGGGGCAUCGUAGGAGAUGUGUUCGGUAGAAAGAAUGUACUUAGUAUCACACUACUAGUAGAUUCUAUUCUACUACUGGCUCAGAGUACUGUUACUGACUACAGGCUUCUGUUAGCUGCGAGGUCUAUAAAUGGUUUCUUGAUCGGAGCACCUUCAACGCUAGUCUUCACGUAUCUAUCAGACUUAGUCGGAGUGAAGAAGCGACAGUUCUACCUCGACAUGGUUGGCAUGAGCUUCGUCGCAGCGUGGCUUAUACUACCAGCACUCGCCUGGCUAGUCAUCCCCUUCAACACCAGCAACAGUUCUCUGUUUCCAACGCACUCGUGGAGGCUUUAUAUUGCUCUUGGAAGCCUUCCUGGGUUUAUAUCCGGCCUGUGGCUUCUACUUUUGCCUGAAAGCCCGAGACUACUUACGGAUACCAAUAGAGGAGAUGAAGCACUAAAGAUUAUUAACUACAUUAAUAAAAGAAAUAAUGGGUCUGUUUCGGAAUUUAAGAUAAAGAAGAUAAUUCAAGACAAUAUAUUCGUAGAAAAGUCUUUAAGCGGCGAAGAGAGUAGGACCAAAGCUUUGUUCGUGAGCGUUCUGAAGGACCUCAAGAUGUUUGUAUCGAAGACGUAUGCUAUGAAAUCUUCCCUGAUACUCUUUGUGUUCUUCGCGAAUAUGGCGGCUGGUUUCGGCUUAAAUCUGUGGAUCCCUGAACUUCUCCUCCGAAUGCAAGGCAAAGAAUGCAAGUCAACGUUACCAGAGAAUGCCAAACUCUUCAACGCUACAAACAUAGCGUGGAAAGACUUACCUAAAAUAUAUGAUAACUUUGCUACCGAAGUAGAUCAAUAUAACUCUAGCACAAGAUUAGAAGACAGAGUUGAACCUUGCUAUGAAGAUAUCGACGUGUCUGUAUUCACAUCGGGCUUAAUAGUUGGCGCAUGUUGUGUCCUUGGGAAUGCGGCAUGCGCAAUAAUUUCUUCCCGUGGUGGGGGCAAAGGUGUGCAAAGAGCCGCCACCAUCUGCACACUAGCUUGCGCCCUGGCGUGCGCCUGUCUCGCAGCAUGCGUAUGCGCAUGUACAGCAUCCAGUAAAGUGGCUGUUGCAGCCGCUGCAGCGCUGAAUGCAGCAUCGCUUAAUGGAAACGUGCUGUUGAUAAGAUUACUACUACACGCGCUGCCUGCUAAGUUAAGUGGUCUGGGAGUAUGUUGGGGAGCUUGGUGGGGUCGAGCUGGAGGAGUAGCUUCUAACUUGGCCGUUGGUGUCCUGCUGGACUAUUCAUGUCCAGCGCCCUUCGUUUCGGUAGCCGCCUUAUUAGCUUUAUCAAUCGGUGCCAUUAUGAUGAUCAAACUAGAAGAAAAUAAGGAACGAGAAGAUAAGACUGAUGAAUUUACAGAUAAGAGUUUUGGCUUAGAGAGAUAUAUAUCUACGCAUAUGUAG